AUGAUACGUUUGGUUACAGACAUCGCGAAUAAGAGUCUACUGAUACUGUCGUGCUCAUAUGCAGCUAUUUUAGGUGCUCUUUGUCUCUUUCAACGGAAGCUUCAGUACUUCCCCACUGCAGAAGUGCCAACUCUAGAUAGCCUUCCAACCGCUUUCCGUCGUGUCGAGGAGUUUGAAGUGCACGUGAUUGACGGGCUGAAACUGAAAGGCUGGUUAUGGCGACAGAAGUCUUCACCAGUGUUGAUACUGCAUUUGCACGGAAACGCAGGAAAUCGAUUUCACCGUCUAUACUGGGCGAAUGAAAUCGUGAAACGGACAAGCUGUUCUGUCGCACUUUUUGAUUACCGAGGUUUUGGUGGGAAUCCUGGUCGUAUCUCAGAGGAUGGUCUGAUUAAAGACGCGGUGGCAGCCAUAACGUGGGCAUACACGAAUGCGAAACGAAAUUCACAAAAGCUUGUUCUACACCUGGAAAGCAUCGGUAGUGCUGUGGGCCUGAGUGCUCUGCUCAAAAUGGCAGUCGAAGUUCGGGUCGAUGGAAUCGUCGUAGAGGGCGGAUUGUGCUCGUGUUAUGAUUUAGCACGUUCUAUGCUACCUUUCGUACCAGUUAAAUUAUUAUUACGCGACAAAUGGAACCUUACCAUUCAAGGCGCUCAGGAGCUGGAUGAAGAUAUCAACUUCCUCAGCCUGCACGGGAAGGCUGAUCGGAUAGUGCCACUCUGGUGUGGGACGAAAUUGUUCGAAGCAGUGUCUUGUCGUCACAAAAAAUUUAUAGCGUUUGAAUUUGGCGACCAUAACGAUUUGAUUAUCCAACCUGGUUAUCUUGAUGCACUUCUUGAAUUUUAUGCUGAAGUUGAGCGUAAAGACACUUGA
Messenger RNA from Ostreococcus lucimarinus CCE9901, 870 nucleotides. RefSeq names its product Protein bem46-like protein (gene Bem46). Lineage: Eukaryota; Viridiplantae; Chlorophyta; Mamiellophyceae; Mamiellales; Bathycoccaceae. The record is from RefSeq and is a predicted model, not a curated record. The coding region runs from base 1 to 870 and encodes 289 amino acids. The transcript has a single exon.